GUGGCGGUCAGAACAUGGCGGAACAGAUCCCUCUGUACCCGGUGCGCAGCGCGGCGGCCGCGGCCAGCUGCAAACGUGCGGCCUACUUCAGCGCGGCGGGGCCCGGGCCGGGGGCCGAGCGGUCCAGCAGGUACCAGCUGGAAGAUGAGUCUGCCCAUUUGGAUGAAAUGCCAUUAAUGAUGUCUGAAGAAGGCUUUGAGAAUGAUGAAAGUGAUUACCACAAAUUACCACGAGCUAGGAUCCUGCGAAGAAAGAGAGGCCUAGAGUGGUUUGUCUGUGGAGGAUGGAAGUUCCUCUGUACCAGUUGCUGUGAUUGGCUGAUAAAUAUUUGUCAAAGAAAGAAAGAAUUGAAAGCUCGUACAGUGUGGCUUGGAUAUCCGGAAAAGUGUGAAGAAAAACAUCCCAGAAAUUCUAUAAAAAAUCAGAAAUACAAUGUAUUUACCUUUAUACCUGGGGUUUUAUAUGAACAAUUCAAGUUUUUCUUGAAUCUCUAUUUUCUGGUAGUAUCCUGCUCACAGUUUGCGCCAGCAUUGAAAAUAGGCUAUCUCUACACCUACUGGGCUCCUCUGGGGUUUGUCUUGGCUGUUACUAUCAUGAGGGAAGCAAUUGAUGAAUUUCGGCGUUUUCAGCGAGACAAGGAAGUGAAUUCACAACUAUACAGCAAGCUUACAGUAAGAGGUAAAGUGCAAGUUAAGAGUUCAGACAUACAAGUUGGAGACCUCAUCAUAGUGGAAAAGAAUCAAAGAAUUCCAUCGGACAUGGUAUUUCUUAGGACAUCAGAAAAAGCAGGUUCAUGUUUUAUUCGAACUGAUCAACUCGAUGGUGAAACUGACUGGAAGCUGAAAGUGGCGGUGAGCUGCACGCAGAGGCUGCCGGCUCUGGGGGACCUUUUUUCUAUCAAUGCUUAUGUUUAUGCUCAGAAGCCACAACUGGAUAUUCAUAGUUUUGAAGGCACAUUUACCAGGGAAGAUAGUGAUCCACCCAUUCAUGAAAGUCUCAGCAUAGAAAAUACCUUGUGGGCAAGCACUGUUGUUGCAUCAGGUACUAUAAUAGGUGUUGUCAUUUAUACUGGAAAAGAGACUCGAAGUGUAAUGAACACAUCCAAUCCAAAAAGUAAGGUUGGUUUGCUGGACCUUGAGCUCAAUCAGCUGACCAAAGCGCUGUUUUUGGCGUUGGUUGCCCUCUCGGUUGUCAUGGUGACCUUGCAGGGAUUCUCAGGUCCCUGGUACCGCAGUCUCUUCCGCUUUCUCCUGCUCUUCUCCUACAUCAUUCCCAUAAGUUUGCGUGUGAACCUGGACAUGGGCAAAGCCGCCUACGGGUGGAUGAUUAUGAAAGAUGAGAAUAUUCCAGGCACAGUGGUCCGGACCAGCACCAUCCCGGAGGAGCUGGGGCGCCUGGUGUACCUGCUGACCGACAAGACAGGAACCCUCACCCGGAACGAGAUGGUAUUUAAGCGGCUGCAUCUGGGCACCGUGUCUUACGGGACGGACACGAUGGAUGAGAUCCAGAACCAGCUCAUGAAUUCCUACUCACAGACGCAGUCUCAGACCAGUGGAAACAACGCCAGUUCAACACCCCCAAGAAAAGCCCAGUCCUCAGCGCCCAAGGUCAGGAAAAGCGUGAGCAGCCGGGUCCACGAGGCCGUGAAGGCUGUCGCCCUGUGUCACAACGUGACCCCCGUGUACGAGGCCCGCGGCGCGGUCGGGGAGACCGAGUUCGCCGAGGCCGACCAGGAUUUCAGCGACGACAACCGCACCUACCAGGCCUCCAGCCCCGAUGAGGUGGCCCUGGUGCAGUGGACGGAGAGCGUCGGCCUCACUCUGGUCAACAGAGACCUCACGUCCAUGCAGCUGAGGACCCCCAGCGGCCAGAUCCUGACCUACUGCAUCCUGCAGACCUUCCCCUUCACGUCGGAGAGCAAGCGGAUGGGGGUCAUCGUCAGGGACGAGUCCACAGCAGAGAUCACGUUCUAUAUGAAAGGUGCCGACGUUGCCAUGUCCACCGUCGUCCAGUAUAAUGACUGGCUAGAGGAGGAGUGCGGCAACAUGGCCCGCGAAGGCCUGCGCACCCUCGUGGUGGCCAAGAGGGCGCUGACAGACGAGCAGUACCAGGACUUCGAGAACCGCUACAACCAGGCCAAGCUGAGCAUCCACGACAGGACGCUCAAGGUGGCCGCCGUGGUGGAGAGCCUGGAGCGGGAGAUGGAGCUGCUGUGCCUGACGGGGGUGGAAGACCAGCUGCAGACGGACGUGCGGCCCACCCUGGAGAUGCUACGCAACGCGGGCCUCAAGAUAUGGAUGCUGACGGGCGAUAAACUGGAGACGGCCACGUGCAUCGCCAAGAGUUCUCACCUGGUGUCUCGAACGCAGGACACACACGUUUUCAGGCCGGUAACCAGUCGGGGAGAAGCCCAUUUGGAACUGAAUGCCUUUCGAAGGAAGCAUGACUGUGCACUGGUCAUAUCCGGGGACUCCUUGGAGGUCUGCCUGAAGUACUACGAGCACGAGUUCGUGGAGCUGGCCUGCCAGUGCCCGGCCGUGGUCUGCUGCCGCUGCACGCCCACGCAGAAGGCCCACAUCGUCAGGCUGCUGCAGCAGCACACGGGCAGACGCACGUGUGCCAUCGGUGACGGAGGGAACGACGUGAGCAUGAUCCAGGCAGCGGACUGCGGGAUCGGGAUCGAGGGGAAGGAGGGCCGGCAGGCCUCGCUGGCGGCCGACUUCUCCGUCUCGCAGUUCAAGCACAUCGGCCGCCUGCUCGUGGUGCACGGGCGCAGCAGCUACAAGCGGUCGGCGGCACUCAGCCAAUUUGUCAUGCACCGCGGCCUCAUCAUCUCCACGAUGCAGGCCGUGUUUUCCUCCGUCUUCUACUUCGCGUCCGUCCCUCUGUACCAGGGAUUCCUCAUGGUGGGGUAUGCGACGGUCUACACCAUGUUCCCUGUCUUCUCCCUGGUGCUGGACCAAGACGUGAAGCCCGAGAUGGCAAUGCUGUACCCAGAGCUGUACAAAGACCUCACCAAGGGAAGAUCCUUAUCCUGUAAGACCUUCCUCGUCUGGGUUUUAAUCAGUAUUUACCAAGGCGGCAUCCUCAUGUUUGGGGCCCUGGUGCUUUUCGAGUCCGAGUUUGUGCACGUGGUGGCCAUCUCCUUCACGGCCCUCGUCCUCACGGAGCUUCUGAUGGUGGCCCUGACCGUCCGGACGUGGCACUGGCUGAUGGCGGUCGCCGAGCUGCUCAGCCUUGGCUGCUACGUGGCCUCGCUCGCUUUUCUAAAUCAAUAUUUUGAUGUUCCUUUCAUCAUGACCGUGACCUUCGUGUGGAAAGUGUCCGCGAUCACGGUGGUCAGCUGUCUUCCUCUCUACGUCCUGAAGUACUUGAAGCGGAAGCUGUCCCCUCCCAGCUACUCCAAGCUCUCCUCCUAGGGCCACGCACCUGCCACGGAAGGUUCCGGCACCUUCGGGCCCGUUUCCGUGAUGCAGGGUGCGCGGCGGCGGCUGCCGAGAGAGGGCGUGAGGCAGGAAGGGCCCGGGAGGGGGCCAGGGUGGGGCUCCACAGACAGUCGUGCCGCGGCCGGAUUUCCUUUCCUUCCCUUUUUAUUGUUUCUCCAAGUUUAAUUUCCAUGUCGAACCAGCUUGACUUUAUGUUGAAAAUGCGGCCUAACGAUUUCACUGCUCCUGUAAAGCAUCCAUCUUUGUCUGCUGUUCUGAGAACUGAAAUGAAAGGCCGCUUAAUGUUCUGCAGUUUCCUAACAUUCAAAUUCUUUCUUUGAUGUUACAAUAUGGAAAGCCUCCCCGCUUAACCAGAAUAAAGUCUCGAUGCUGUAAA
Lagenorhynchus albirostris (white-beaked dolphin) is the source of this 3822-nucleotide messenger RNA. It is a transcript of the gene ATP9B, whose product is annotated as ATPase phospholipid transporting 9B (putative). Gene Ontology annotation, cellular component: trans-Golgi network; endosome; plasma membrane. Gene Ontology annotation, molecular function: ATP hydrolysis activity; magnesium ion binding; ATP binding. The transcript is spliced from 29 exons. The coding region runs from base 15 to 3419 and encodes 1134 amino acids. The record is from RefSeq and is a predicted model, not a curated record. Gene Ontology annotation, biological process: endocytosis; retrograde vesicle-mediated transport, Golgi to endoplasmic reticulum; phospholipid translocation. Lineage: Eukaryota; Metazoa; Chordata; Mammalia; Artiodactyla; Delphinidae.